AUUUUUUAGGCACAAAAAGUAAUCAGAGUUGUAGCCGAGCUGAAAGUGAAUGAAGAAGCAAAACAGCGAGCAGCAGCAACAGCACAGUAGGCGCAGUGAAAAUCGCCCGGCAGUACGUAGCAAACGCUGAAAAGCAACGCAAGCAGCCACAAAGCGAUUAACGAGUGCUAAAACCGCUAACCCAGAGCACACAAACACACUCAUACAUACUUUCAUACAGACACACACGCACGCUCUCACCGUCGUGAAGAGGAGGUGGUUGAAAACCAAGAAAAAUGCAGCAGCUAAAUUUUAGCCGGGGCCGCCGCGCAACGCGGGCGUUGCUGCUGAUAGCCGCCGCAUGCUGUCUUCUGUCCGUUGCCUCAUCAGCCGGCGCCGCUGAGCCUGAGAUCGAUGACUUCGAUGAUGACGGACUAGUGGAAGAUGUGCAGGAGGAGCCAAUCAAUAUUCCCGGCGAGGAGCUGGUCUAUGAGAGUCCAGUGAUCGAACCCAAGAAAUUUCAUUUUGCUGAUCAUUUCGAUGAUGUUGACGCCUCACGCAAACGCUGGAUCAAGUCACAGGCCAAGAAAGACGAUAUUGCCGAGGAAAUAGCCAAAUACGAUGGCAUCUGGAACUGGGAGUCGCCUCUGCGCAUUGUCUGGCCCAAGGAUAAGGGCCUGGUGCUCAAGUCAAAGGCCAAGCACGCAGCCAUUUCGGCGCCACUUAACAAACCGUUCGACUUCAAAUCGAACAAACCGCUGGUGGUGCAAUAUGAGGUCACAAUGCAGGAGGGUCAAGAGUGUGGUGGCUCGUACAUAAAAUUGCUGUCGUCAGGCAAGGAAACCGAAGAUCUUACCAUGUUCAAUGACAAAACACCCUACACCAUCAUGUUUGGACCGGACAAGUGUGGAAACGAUGUGAAAAUGCACUUCAUAUUCCGUCACGUAAAUCCAAUUAACGGCACCAUAACCGAGAAGCACUGUAACAAACCAAAGAACCGUUUGGAGGAGCCCUUCAAGGACAAGCUGCCACAUUUGUACCAGCUGGUUGUGCGACCGGACAACACCUUUGAGAUACGCGUUGAUCACAAGAUCAUUAACGAGGGCUCUCUUCUGACCGACUUCAAGCCGCCAGUGAAUCCGCCUGCAGAGAUCGACGAUCCCACUGACCAGAAGCCAGCUGAUUGGGAUGAGCGCGAGAAAAUACCUGAUCCUACGGCACAAAAGCCCGAUGAUUGGAAUGACGAUGCAUUGCCACAGAUACCCGAUACCAGCGCCACCAAGCCGAAUGGCUGGUUGGAUGAUGAGCCCGAUAUGAUACCCGAUCCAACUGCUACUAAGCCCGAUGACUGGGACACGGAAAUCGAUGGCGAAUGGGAGGCGCCGCUCGUGGAUAAUCCUGCUUGUGAAAAGGCACCGGGUUGCGGCAAAUGGAAGGCACCACUGAUUCCAAACCCAGAAUACAAGGGCAAAUGGCGCGCACCCAUGAUCGAGAAUCCCAACUACCAGGGCAAAUGGGCGCCACGCAAGAUACCCAAUCCUGAUUUCUUCGAGGAUCUUAUGCCAUUCAAAAUGACGCCAAUUAGCGCUGUUGGCCUGGAGUUGUGGUCCAUGUCCAAUGAAAUACUGUUUGAUAACCUUAUCAUAACGGACGACGUGGAUGUGGCUCGUGAGUUUGCCGCCAGUAGCUUUGACAUCAAGCGUCGCUACAUUGAUCGGGAAUCGGACUCAUUGGUCAACAAGGUAGUUGAGCUAACUAAGGCCUAUCCCACGGCCUGGGCUAUUGGCCUGGUCGUAUUCAUCUCAGUGAUUGUCAUCGGCAUCUACUGUAGAUUUGGCAAAGCUAAGAGUCAGGAUUCGGCGGCCAAUGCUGCGGCUGCUCAGGCUAAAAAGACGGAUGAGCCGCAGCCCGACGAUGAGCAGGAUGGCGCUGCUGAUGAGAACGAGAGCGAAGAGGACGCUGAUGCGGCACCAGCGCUGGCGACUGGUGGCAGCAAGACAGACAUUUCUGCCAGCCCCAAAAAGAUUAAAAAGUCUGAUUUAGAUAAUAAAGAGCAGCUCAACCAGAAAGAUGAAGAGCCCACACAGACUGAGGAAAACACCACGAAAUCUACGCGCAAGCGUACCGUGCGCAAGGAUUAGAGGACGUGGGACAAUCCAAAACGUCUCGGAUUUACAAUAUUUACUUGAAAACUUAAACUAAUUCCAAAAACAAGAACUGCAACCACAGCAAUGGCAGUAACAACAACAACAACAACAAACAACAACAUCAUCAGCAGUAGUAAAAACAACACAGCCUGUUUUAGUUUUAAAUUAGCACUCCACUCAUAUUCAUUGAGAACUCGUACAAACACCCACGAAUACA
Molecule: messenger RNA, 2343 nt
Organism: Drosophila arizonae
Lineage: Eukaryota; Metazoa; Arthropoda; Insecta; Diptera; Drosophilidae
Gene: Cnx99A
Product: Calnexin 99A
Biological process (GO): ERAD pathway; protein folding
Cellular component (GO): endoplasmic reticulum membrane; endoplasmic reticulum
Molecular function (GO): calcium ion binding
Source: RefSeq, a predicted model, not a curated record